CCCUAGCCCACUUUAUUUUCCUUUUGUGUGGACACUAGUCCAUCAGCCUUUUCUACGGUUUCAUCACUGCGCUAGACUUAGCUGAUCGUUCUCAGAAAUGACGGUAGCGCUUCCAUCGCCGAGUCGUGUUCGUGAGAGUUAGUCGCAAUUGGAGCAAUCACAAUUGGGGUUUUCUAUUCCGUAUCCCUUGACUUUCUUUUUUUCCCUCGAGCUGGCUGGCGCAAUGGAGUCGUGGGGAAGGUGAGGGAGGAGGGCAUGGGCGUGUGCGAGGGAGCUGGGAUGAUGGUGAACCGAGGGCGAUAAGAAACGGGGGUGUGGCGGAGACAGGAAUCCAGGUGAGGCCAUGGCGGACGUUGGAAUCGGCGACUGUGUAGAGGCGGAUUGCGGAGUGUGGCAGUGAGGAGGAGGCGGAAGGGUGGUUGGAGCAAUACCCCGCCGGGGUGGUGGUGGUGGUGGCGGGUUUGGUGUUGGGAGAAAGGGGGUGAAUGGUGAGUGGCGGGGUGGACUAGGGCGGGACUGGGCUGUGUUCAGGGAAUGAUGUGUUGUAGAGUGUGGAGAAACAGUUUGGACAGGUGGCCAUGGACAUCUUACAUGCACGAGGAUGGACUCGAGGAGGUUGUCGUUUGCCGCUGAUGGUAUGUUGUCUGUCCUGCGCAACUCGGGAAUUAUGUGAGGAAGUGUUUAUUAUAUUUAAGUGAUCUAGAGUGCUCCUUGGGGGUGCAAAGUUAAAAUUUCGGCGAUUGGGAAAAGCGUUAGGGUUUCGGGCGGAGGAGCCUCGGAUGAUGUCAAGGUACGCUGGAUGGUAACUCGAGUCGGAAGAGAAUGGUAGUGGGGUCGGUAGAGCCAGUGCAAUGAAGGAGUUACCAGGCAGAGAAUCUGGAGGCGUUACGGAGGCCUCAUCUGCACAGGGUCGCUCGCUAGCGAAAGCAACGCAGGAACGGGUACCUCUGACCUCUGACGAUGUAGACUCCGAGGGGAGCGAGGGAGUGUAUGGGGAGGAGAUCACGGUAAGGCAGUGGCUUAGCAAGCCCAAUCGUGAAGUAGACAGGGUGCAGAGUCUUCACAUAUUCAAGCAGGUGCUAGAUUUUGUAGACCUCGCCCAUGGCCAAGGCGUUAUGUUGCGAAACAUUCGCCCGUCCUGCUUCCUUUUGUCUCCCUUAAAUAGGGUUGCAUUCAUUGAUUCUGCCAGUACUCGAAGCAGCUCAGACCAAUCCUAUGAGAAUUCUACCGGUAAGGGGUCAGCGUCUCCUGAAAGAAGACAUGGUGACGUUGGCGCGGGGAGAAGACAGGCGGAGUCCUCGGCUCAUCCCCCAGCUGGAACAGUAUCAUCGAGGCCUACAUCCAGCAGCCGAGAUCCAGACAACCGAAGACCAGAGCAGGCCGUGUCUUGUCCAUGGUUGCCGGAUUGGAGUGGAAGUACAGGAUCAGAAGGGGAGAGAAGAGCAGGAUCCAGAGAUGGUGUACAAUCCUCUGAAAUGAAUUCCUCGUCUGGUAAACGUGUGGAUUUGAAUAGUAGUGACGGGGCGCUGCGAAAUGGCGAAGACUGCUUUCCACAAAGGCAGUUGUUGCACAUGGAGCAGGCAUGGUAUACUAGCCCAGAGGAGCAUGCAACUGGCACGAGCACAUAUGCCUCUGAUAUUUACAGUUUAGGGGUGCUUAUGUUUGAGGUACUUCUAUCUGGCCAUCUUCAGCAGUUAUUCUGCUCAUUUGGGUCAGAGGUGGAGCGUGCAAGAGUUAUGGCUGAUUUGCGGAAUCGUAUUCUUCCACCACGCCUGUUGUCGGAGUGUCCUAAGGAAGCGUCCUUUUGCCUUUGGUUGCUGCACCCAGAUCCAGCUUGCAGGCCAAAAUCUAGGGAUAUUUAUAAUUGUGAGAUCUUGUCUGAAGCUGGGGACGCAAUAGCUGAGAGGCAAGCAGCUGUGCAAUUGGAAGAGAAGGAAGCCGAGUCAGAAGUACUUUUAGAGUUUUUGUUAAGAAUGCAGAAUCAGAAGCAAGAGAAUGCUCGGAAGCUGGCACAAGAUGUGUCACGAUUGAGUGCAGACAUCCAAGAAGUUGAAAGAAGGCGGCUUGCAUUGAAGAAAAAGCGUGGUCCGAUAACUAAAGGAGAGAAUAGUGGGCAGAGACGGAUCACAGGUGUCAACUUGCAAGAACGAAAGGGGAUUUUGGGAAAGAGACCGCACCCAGAAGACGGGAUUGGAGGUAGAGAAAAAGGGAUUGCUUGUACAGAUGGGAGAGGUAAAAUGUUAUCGAAAAGUGCUAGAUUUAUGAGUAACUUCAAUCAUCUAGAAAAAGUUUACUUCUCUAUGAACUGGAGAGCUGGUGCGCCUGGAAUGGGUAUGUCUAAGCCAAGUUCAAGGCUAGGGGCGCAAAGUCUGAGUAUUGGUUGUGCCUCGAAUGACGACAAGAAGGGAAUCUCAAGAGCAGGAGAGGACAAUGAGGAAGAUUGGUUGGGCUGUUUCUUUGAUAGUUUGUGCAAGUAUGCACGGUACAGCCGAUUUGAAGUGAAGGCCACUUUGCGUCAUGGGGAUUUAUUGAACACAGCGAACAUGGUUUGCUCAUUAAGUUUUGAUCGGGAUGAAGAAUAUUUUGCAACUGCUGGGGUGUGUAAACGUAUCAAAGUUUUUGAAUGUGACACAAUACUCAACGAGCAUGUAGAUAUUCACUAUCCUGUUGUCGAAAUGCCAUGUCGAUCCAAGUUGAGCAGUGUUUGCUGGAAUGGUUAUAUAAAGAGCCACCUAGCCUCUUGUGACUAUGAGGGUGUGGUUCAGUUGUGGGAUGCCAAUGUGCCUCGAGUUCUGAGGGAUUAUGAGGAGCAUGAGAAAAGAGCCUGGUCUGUAGAUUUUUCAAAGGCUGACCCAACAAAGUUGGCCAGUGGUAGCGAUGAUGGAACUGUGAAAUUGUGGAGCAUUAAUCAGGAGAGCAGCAUAGGUACGAUUAAGACCAAGGCCAACGUGUGCUGUGUCCAGUUUCCACCAGACUCGGGGCAUCUUUUGACGUUUGGAUCAGCUGACUACAAGGUUUAUGUUUAUGAUUUGCGUACCACCAAACUGCCCUUAUGUAUUUUAGCCAGUCACCAGAAGGCUGUGAGCUAUGUGAAGUUCGUGGAUUCGGUUACCCUAGUUUCUGCAUCUACAGACAACACACUCAAGCUAUGGGACCUGACGAGAGCAAAUACAACCCCUCAUGCCCAGACUGGUUGUUCGCUCACGUAUACUGGACAUACUAAUGAAAAGAAUUUUAUUGGUCUAUCUAUUGCAGACGGUUAUAUUGCUUGUGGAUCAGAAACAAAUGCGGUGUUUGCGUAUCAUAAAUCCCUUCCUAUGGAAAUGGCAUCCCACAAAUUUGGGUGCACAGAUCCAAUCACAGGCCGGGAGGUUGAAGAAGAUGGAGGGCAAUUCGUUUCGAGCGUUUGCUGGAGGGGGAAGUCGCAAACUCUUGUGGCUGCGAACUCCAUGGGCAAUAUCAAGAUUUUGGAAAUGGUGUGAAGUCCUUUUUUGUUUCGUUUUUUCUUUUAUUUUUUUUACUCACCCUCAAUCUGAUUCUUUUUGAGGUUGUGGAACUAUGCCAGUGGGAUUAACCCCUCUGGGGACUGUUUCUGCGCUUAGGUGUAUGUGGUUGAAACAUCUCUUCUUGUUAGUGAAGCACCUUGUUUAUCUGUCAGACGCUGCUAGAAACAGACUGGUAGGAUGACGUGAUAUAUUAAAAGAAGGCAGAUUGGUAUACAAGUGGAGAAACUGCUUUAAUCUGAAACUUUCUCUGUAGAAAUAUGGUUCACCUCCAGAGCAGGCUGCUAGAUGGAGUAAAGAGGGUCUACACCCAGCACAUCUUAUCGAGUCGCAACCAUAUCUAUUUGGCAUUUUUGUCGUCUGUGAUUUUGAUGCAGUGAAUUGCAUCAGAGUUGCCUCGCAUAGUUUGUACUUUUACCAGAGUGGGUUCUUCGACAGAUAAUGUUUCUUGAGUAGGUAAGCUGAUAUGUCCCCAUGCAUUCAAAAAUACAUCUAGUGUGCUGCACCACAGCAACUAGAAUUAAAGGCAUGUAAAUUGACCGGAAGAAGUAAUCAAUAAAAUGCCACCUCUUUUGCCA
Physcomitrium patens is the source of this 4081-nucleotide messenger RNA. The record is from RefSeq and is a predicted model, not a curated record. Lineage: Eukaryota; Viridiplantae; Streptophyta; Bryopsida; Funariales; Funariaceae.